This is a messenger RNA of Aspergillus sclerotioniger CBS 115572, 951 nucleotides long. RefSeq lists its product as uncharacterized. NCBI's taxonomy places the organism in Eukaryota, Fungi, Ascomycota, Eurotiomycetes, Eurotiales, Aspergillaceae. The record is from RefSeq and is a predicted model, not a curated record. The coding region runs from base 153 to 611 and encodes 152 amino acids. The transcript has a single exon.
CAGUUCUCGGUGGGAUCCUUGGGUUUAGAGCCGGAGCCAGUGGGUGCCAUCUUGUCUUUGGCGGUUUCCGCCAAGCGCGAGACGGGAUUUGUUCUUGACGACAUGAUGAGCUGGGUGAUUCUGUAGUUCGAUCAGUCUCUAUUCAUUUUGAAAUGCUGACCAUCCCCGCGGCAAUCGAGCACAUCUAUACUCGCAACCAAGGAAAGCAGCAAGCGUACCAAAUGGUAGUACAAUUGCUUGGAAUGGAUUUGAUGUGUUGGUUGAGUUCGACAAGAGGAUUCGACUGGGGCACGGCCCGGCGUGUUAUAAGUUCAAAAGGUGGCGUCGAUGAUGAGAUGAUGACGCCGGGACUCGUAGUGCAGCAUCAUGCGGGUGUUUCUCCAUACUUUGAUGCGGGAGAGAACGAUGUGAUUGCAUGGUCACAGUUGGGUGAGGUCAUCAGAGCCACCAACAUUGGUCGAGCCUGGUACAGGGGUUCCAUGGUCGGAGUCCGAUGUCAGCCUUUCUUUCAUGUGGAGUUUGACCUAUGGGGACUGGAGAAGAUGUAUCUUUUGCACUGGUGUCACUUGGGUGUCCUUCCUGUCAUGCUCAUCCUGUCCAUGUGUCCAUAAAUCUUAUUGCAUCCGGGGUCGAUGCAGUAGGCCUGCUGCUUAGCCGACCCACCAAAUCACACCUCGUAGAAUGUCAAGUCUUGCCACUAUAACUGUUGACUGUAUUUGCAGGUUGUUCGAAGUCGAGACAUGUAGAUGUAGAUAACUGUAUGCUGUCGACCACAGUCACCGCCUUGUCCACGUGGGGCCGAGAUUCCUUCUCCACACUCUGGAGAUCAAUUAGAUUGUCACUCGCUUCUUGAUAACGGCCGCCAUGGCUGUUAGGGCGGAGUCAAUAACCACCGGAAUAAUGGCAAUCUAUACUUAUCACUCAAAAGUUCUCAUGGGACCUCUAAUUCUC